This is a messenger RNA of Chrysochloris asiatica (Cape golden mole), 1485 nucleotides long. RefSeq names its product zinc finger protein 546-like. The transcript has 3 exons. Gene Ontology annotation, molecular function: RNA polymerase II cis-regulatory region sequence-specific DNA binding; DNA-binding transcription factor activity, RNA polymerase II-specific. Bases 1 to 1485 code for a protein of 494 amino acids. The record is from RefSeq and is a predicted model, not a curated record. Gene Ontology annotation, biological process: regulation of DNA-templated transcription. Lineage: Eukaryota; Metazoa; Chordata; Mammalia; Afrosoricida; Chrysochloridae.
AUGACUAUACGGAGUGUGGGAAAGUCUCUGGUGAAGCGUCACUCCUCCCUGGACUUACAGGAACUCACAGUGCACAGAGGCCAUUUGAAUGUGAAGAAACUGACUGCACAUAAAAGAAUCCACAGCGGAGAGAAGCCUUAUGAAUGUAAGCAAUGUGGAAAAGCCUUUAGACUGUCCUUACAGUGCAGUAGACACAUGCGGACUCACAGUGGAGAGAGGCCCUAUGAAUGUAAGGAAUGUGGGAAAGCCUUUGUUAAUGUCUCAGGCCUCAUAGUACAUAGAACAAUUCACAGUGGAGAGAAGCCUUACAAAUGUAAGCAAUGCGGGAAAGCCUUCAGAUUUUCCUCAGAGUGCAGGAGACACAUGCAAACCCACAGUGGAGAGAGGCCCUAUGAAUGUAAGGAGUGUGGGAAAGGCUUUCUAACAUCCUCAAGCCUCAGAACACAUACAAUAAUCCACAGUGGAGAGAGGCCCUAUAAAUGUAAAGAAUGUGGAAAAGCCUUUAGAAAAACCGCACAUCUUACAGCACAUAGACUAAUCCACAGUGGAGAGAAGCCUUAUGAAUGUAAGGAGUGUGGGAAAGUCUUUAGAACAACUUCAGAACUUAAAACACAUCGAGGAAUUCACAGUGCGGAGAGGCCCUAUGAAUGUAAUGAUUGUGGAAAAGCCUUUAGAACAACUGCACAUCUUAAAUCACAUAGAAUAAUCCACAGUGGAGAGAAGCCUUAUGAAUGUAAGACGUGUGGGAAGGCCUUUAAAAGCACCUCAUACCUUAGAAUACAUAGAAAAAUCCACAGUGCAGAGAAGCCUUAUGAAUGUAAGGAGUGUGGAAAAGCGUUUAAAACAACUUCCCACCUUACAACACAUAGAGGAAUCCACAGUGCGGAGAGGCCCUAUGAAUGUAAGGAGUGUGGGAAAGGCUUUCUAACACCCUCAAGCCUCAGAACACAUACAAUAAUCCACAGUGGAGAGAGACCCUAUGAAUGUAAAGAAUGUGGCAAAGCCUUUAGAACAACCUCACAUCUUACAGCACAUAGAAUAGUCCACAGUGGAGAGAGGCCCUAUGAAUGUAAGGAGUGUGGGAAAGCCUUUAAAAGCCCCUCAUACCUUAGAAUACAUAGAAGAAUCCACAGUGCAGAGAAACCCUAUGAAUGUUUGGAAUGUGGGAAAGCCUUUAGAAGAACUGCACACCUUAGCAGACAUGAAAGAAUCCACAGUGGAGAGAGGCCCUAUGAAUGUACGGAGUGUGGGAAAGCCUUUAGAAGAUCCUCACAUCUUACAGCACAUAGAAGAAUCCACAGUGGAGAGAGGCCUUAUGAGUGUAAAGAAUGUGGAAAAACCUUUACUUGUGCCUCUUCCCUCAGUAUACAUAUGCAAAUUCAUACUGGAGAGAGACCUUAUGAAUGUAAGCAGUGUGGGAAAGCCUUUACAAGAGCCUCAGCCUUUACUGUACAUAGAAGAAUCCACAGUGGUGAGACCCUAUGA